Molecule: messenger RNA, 4616 nt
Organism: Schistosoma haematobium
Lineage: Eukaryota; Metazoa; Platyhelminthes; Trematoda; Strigeidida; Schistosomatidae
Exons: 8
Coding region: 1-1509 (502 amino acids)
Biological process (GO): regulation of protein localization to membrane; regulation of signal transduction; cell migration
Cellular component (GO): cell surface; plasma membrane; extracellular region
Source: RefSeq, a predicted model, not a curated record
AUGAUUAGCUUUGAAGUUAUGCGAACUUCCGGAAGCAUUUUACUAAUAGUGACAUUGUGCACAUCAGCAUAUGCUCUUGAUUGCACCACCUUCAAACAAGAAUGGAUGAAAUUACGGUAUACUAUACUAACAGGAGUUCAUAGUUCAACUAUCAUUGGUCCUACAUCAAACAUUUGUCCUGUAACCGGUACUUCCUGUUGUGAUGUAAGCAUGGAACAUGAAAUGUACUCAGUGGGUCAGCGUCAACUUAUAAAGCAAACCAACUCAUGGUUACAAGUUGCCUGGAAAAUGAGCAAUGAUAGUGCCGUGCUUGAAUCAAUUUUUCAAGCUGAUUUAAAACAAGCUAAAGGACGUUUACAUCAAUUUUUCAGUCGGAUUUAUGGAUACAAUUAUAAAUUGCAUAAAAAUUUCUUCUUCGGGUUUUUCACCGAUUUAGAACAAUAUAUGGCAGGUCAGCAGGGUCAGCUCGGUGUGUUAAUCAAAAAUUUCUUCAGUCAACUUCGUGACAGUAUAGUUAGUUUGAUUGAAAAAUCUGGACAGGUUAAUUCCAGUCCUCCUUUCAGCUCGAUUUCGCCUAACACUGGCUCGUUUGGUAACAGUCUUCCUGGGGUUGGUGGUACUGAUGAAGCUAGUGAAUCUAGGCGAAUUCGUUGUUUAUCUGAAAAGAUUGCACAGUUACAUCCGUUUGAUGAUGUAGAUGUCCGACUUCACGCUCGUAUGUUGGAAGCUUAUCCACCCGCUCGUAUGUUGGUCAAUGUUUUAUCUGUUACCAGCAAAUUAUUACACUAUCUGGUUGAUCAGGUUGUAGCUCAAUCUCAAUGUAUUUUAGGCAUUACACGUUAUCGAUUUUGUGCUAUAUGCGAGGCUCAGUCACUCAAUAAUGUCUGCCCUGAGAGUUGUUCACAAUUACUAGCCGGAUGUUUACAUGUUGAUGGUCCAGAUGAAACACAAUUGGCGUAUAUUUGGCCUCAAUUAAUUGAUACAAUCAUCAUGGCAACUAAUCGGUUGGAAAGAUCAUUCAACUUUCCUGCAGUAAAUCGUAAUCUUCAAAUGGAAAUAUCUGAAGCAAUAACUAGUUUACAAACACGUUAUAGUGAAACAAAAUCUAAGUUUGAAUCCGAAUGUCGAUUUGGUUCUGCCGGUCGACGAAUGCCAACAUUGUUCGAUCCUAUUGGACCCCCUCAUAGCAGUCAGGAAAAUCGUGCAAAUCACUCAGACAUCUCUAGAUGGUCAAUGAUAUCUGAUUUGAAUAGACGCUUAAAUAGAAUAGCUCGUUCAUCAUCUUAUCCACAAUCAUCAACUGUUUCUCAAGAAUUCCUUGACUGGCAAACACGACAACGACCAUCCCAAGUCACUUCUAGUAACAAUCGUCCAAAAAAAAAAGAUUAUAGUCAACAAAGGACUAGCAGAGCAUCUGAUGACUGGGAUGCCUCAGACAACGAGAAUCCUAUGAAUGCUCCAAAUGAUCUCGUUCGUCAAGUCAAUGAAAUCAAACAAGCUGUGCUUUAAAAAUGUUCAUACUAAUAUCAUAAUGAUGAUUUUGGCAAGAUUUCAUUAUAGUGAUUAUCUUUAUUGUUUUUGGAGUUCAAUAUUCUUUUUCUCAUAUCAGUGAAAUACAUAUAUCAUCAUUGAGUAGUUCAUCGUAAGUACUUUAGUCUUCAAAUCUACUGUCUACAUUUUUAAUUCUAUACUGUUUGUAAUAUUUCUAAAUAGAAGGAAAUCUUCUGGGACAUAAACAGACAUCAUUAAUGACACUAGUUAAAAAUCACACUAAAUUACAAAUUUAAUUUGGUGUUAUCAACCAUUAAUGUUGUAUUUACCAUGUUCACCACAAUACUUAAAGGUUUCGGGUUCAACCGUUUCUAGGGUCAGGAUGUAGUGAACAAGAACACCAGUGGGGACAAUCGGAUGUAUUUAAAACAAAAUUACAGGACUUGUUUGUAAAAUCUAACAAUCAUAAAGUAAAUGCUUAGUUUUCAAAAUGUCCACCAAUUGUCUCAAAAUGACUUAGACUUCAUUGUUCUUGCAUUUUCAUACAAAUUGCAUCCUGUUUCCAUUCUUUACUGUUUGAUCCUCUUGUCUCUCUGCUGCCAGACUUUCUGUUCACAACUAACAUCAUAUAGUACUUAUGUCAAUAUAAGUAGCACACGCCACAAGGACACAUAAGUGUUGCUUGCUCGCUGGUUUCCACUGGUCCUCUAGAUAAGGCUAAAUCGUAAAAAAUUGCACCUAUAUAUAUAUUCUUUAGAACAGAUCCAAGGGAUAUUUGUAAUAUAAUGAGACUAAAUUAAUACAACAUAUUUUCCUUUCUCAUUUGAUAUUUUUAUUAAUAAAUAUAAGCAAUUUCCAAUCUAACAAUCAUCUCACUACACUUUAAUCUAUGAGUUGAUGAUUUUUGGGAAGCAUUUUUAGAUUCCAAUUGUACAUGCCCUUUUUCAUCAUAUAAAUCAUAUGUACAUGUGUCUGAGUGUAUGUACAUGCUCCCUGUUUGUAAAUGUGCCAACUGUUGUUUAGCUUCGUUUCGUUUUUCUCUUGUUAUUCCUAUUUUCAUGUUGUAUAUUAUUUCAUAUUUGUGCCUACUUUCCAUUUCUGAACAAUUAUGUUCUUUUCUCUUUUACACGUUUUACAAAUUUCAUUGAUCAGCUAUUCAUCUUUUGUAUUUACACUCUCUCACACUUUCUAUCUCUCGUUAUGGGUUCUUCACUAAUUGUAUUCUAUAAUUUUGUUAGCUUGUAAAAUAUACACUCUCGUCUAUAUCUCUAAGGGCACAUAUAAGCAACGUGGCUAAAUAGUAAAAUAAGCAAAGAAAACAGUGUAAGUUUUAAUAUUGAUUUUACUUUUUUUUCGACGAAUGCUUUUACAGUUUGAUUGAAUGCACAGUAUGAAAUUUGAAACGACAGUGAGGAAAAUAAUAGUAAUAAUAAUAAUAGUGAUAAAAACAUCGGUAAUGAAACACAUACACAAGUACUUAUGUGUGUAGUUUGCUUUUGUUUUUUAUAAUAUUUAUCUUUGAUUGGGUGGUUUUACCGUCCGGUUUUGUCUGCAUUUUUCUUCAGUGCUGUGUGCAUACAUAUACGUUGUUCUGUUCAGUGAUUUUUAACCCAAUUCAAAUUGCUUUUUUUGCUCACACGUCAGCUCAUUAAUCUAAUCUUAUAUAUAUAUAUAUAUAUAUAUAUAUAUAUAUAUAUAUAUAUGAAAAGCAAUUAUUUUGACGCUGUUUAUGAUUUAUUGAUCGGUGACGUUGUUUUCGUGUGUAUGUUAGAGAGACAGAGAGAACAGCAGUAUCUUUUUUCAAGUGUAAUUUAAUAAUCGAAAUGAGAAGCACAAUUAUUUCCCAUUAUUUUAGCGUUAAAGCUCAUAACAACUACCACAGUUUGAUUUUUUUUCCUCAUUUCAAUGUUGAAUUGUAGACAUGUUUUUGCUAAUCUUGUUCAAUCUAUUUUUUAUGUAGUAUUCAUCUCUACGUGAUCUGUUCAGUGGUGCAGCUGGUAGCUUAUGUCCUACUAAUUCAACCACUAUGAGUAAUGGGAAUUCGUCUCAUGUUAAUCAAAGCACCCAUUGUUGGAAUCCACCUCGUAUACCCGAGUAAGGAUUUGUUUUUGUGCUUUAUUCUGUUCUGAAAGCUGUCUACUGAUUUUGUCUAUUUAUAACUUCAGGCGAAUGUCAGCCAAUUUUGCUGCUUCCUACUGUCUGUAUGUUACUUGAUCUAUUCCCCUAUUAAACACAAUCUUAAUCAUCCAUAGUUACCCAUUGUCCUGGGUUAAUAGAGUACGGUUAUAUGCUAUUUCGACUGUACAUCUCUUGGUAAAACAUCUGAUCAGCAUGUAACCUAGAAUUAUUUCUAGGUAAAUGUAUGGUAUUCUCAUGUUAGUUCAAUAUAAUUGUUCUAUAUGAAGCUAAAUUCACGUACCUGUUCAUACUUGUUAGCAUGAUUUACCUAUGGAAUUAAGGAGAGACUCAUGUUCUGUCUUAGACUUUGACUUUCAUAUGGAUUCUUUGUUGAUUCAACCAACAUUCAUAAAUCACUAGCUUUGUACACUAUCCGACUGGUUUCAAAAGUUACUCAGUAAGUAAAAUCGAUCCAUUAUAAUAAAAAGUUACUUAGUAUAAUGAAAAUACAACUGUUCUCAGCACUAAAAACCAAUAAAUUUAACAAUAAUUACCAUCUGGCAACUAAUAAAUACAUUAUUACACAUAAAAACAAUACUUCAUGUAAAUUAUAUUAUAAUAAUGAUUUAUAUUUUCUGAAAAUAAUAAUUACAGAAUUCACGCCAGUUUACAGGCAUGAUCAAUUUGAUAUAAAUAGUAACAUUAGAUGUACAGAACAAACAUGUGAUAGAAGAUAGUUUUAAGUAUACUAGUUCAGUAGUUGUUCAGGUAGUACAUGUAUUAAAGCGAUCCAAUGUAUCAGCCGGGAAUUUUUAAUAUUUCUUAAAUGGGCAGCCUGUUGAUUUAUGAACGGAGUAAUUAAGGUCAUUUCGUGUGCCAGAUCGAAUUAAUGAUAAUUAUAAGGCUUUUUUAUUUCGUAAAUUAUUGCUGCAGCUGUUCAUAUCUACUUUACCAGUAUUUAGUAGAAUAUCCUUAUUUUAAAGCAUCAAUGUGUUGUUAUACUCUGU